Messenger RNA from Lytechinus pictus (painted urchin), 3648 nucleotides. Its product is annotated as flap endonuclease 1-like. The record is from RefSeq and is a predicted model, not a curated record. NCBI's taxonomy places the organism in Eukaryota, Metazoa, Echinodermata, Echinoidea, Temnopleuroida, Toxopneustidae. The coding region runs from base 373 to 1515 and encodes 380 amino acids. The transcript has 11 exons. Gene Ontology annotation, cellular component: nucleus. Gene Ontology annotation, molecular function: 5'-flap endonuclease activity; RNA-DNA hybrid ribonuclease activity; manganese ion binding.
GAUCCCGUUUGUUUGAUUUGUACAAGAAUGCACGCUUCUCUUCGUGCGCAAAAUCCUGUAUCUGAUCUAUCUUAUAUCGCAAUAUUGUUGGCUGGAACUGUUGGCUGGCUUGCUGUUGGCUGGCUUAUUGUUGGCUCACUUGACAUAGGCUAAGUUUGUUUCAAAAUGAAUGACAGGAAGCACUCAGUGGAGUAAUCACCAUGUGCAAAUACCCGCGAACUUUCGCGCGCGCCUUGAUGACAUAUGCCAGCCACUGAAUGCCAGUGAUGCUGUUUUCUCUUGUCAUUUCUUGACUCUGCAGUUCUGUACAUUGUUUACGAAUUAAAUCACAUCGAAGGGCUAAUUUAAAAUACAUUAAGACGUCUAAUUAAGAUGGGAAUUCUAAAUCUUUCAAGACUAAUUGCUGACUGUGCUCCAGGAGCAGUGAAAGAACAUGAAUUUAAAAGUUAUUUUGGCCGUAAAGUUGCCAUUGAUGCUUCUAUGUGCAUUUACCAAUUCUUGAUUGCUGUACGUCAGGAUGGGUCUGUACUUACAAAUGAAGAAGGUGAAACUACAAGCCACCUUAUGGGAAUGUUUUAUCGUACUAUCAGGAUGAUUGAGAAUGGACUGAAACCUUGCUAUGUGUUCGAUGGGAAGCCUCCCGAAAUGAAAUCUGGAGAACUGACAAAGAGGAGGGAGAUGAGAGCAGAGGCUGAGAAGGAGCUGGAGAAGGCCAAGGAGCAAGGAGACCAGGAGAAUGUCAAUAAAUUUGAAAAACGAUUGGUGAAGGUUACCAAGCAACACAAUGAGGAGUGUCAGCACCUCCUCAAGCUCAUGGGUAUCCCUUUUGUUAAGGCACCAGGAGAAGCAGAAGCACAAUGCUGUGAACUCGUGAAGAAAGGCAAAGUGUAUGGGGUAGGCACUGAAGACAUGGAUGCAUUGACGUUUGGUGGCAAUGUUCUACUCAGACAUCUGACAGCCAGUGAAGCAAGGAAAUUGCCUGUUCAAGAGUUCAACUACCAAAGAGUUUUAGAGGGUCUCGGCAUGGACAGACAACAGUUCAUUGAUCUGUGUAUACUUAUGGGCUGUGAUUACUGUGGUACUAUAAGAGGUAUUGGUAUGAAGCGAGCCUACGACCUUGUAAAGACGCAUGGCAACAUUGAGACAAUCCUACAGAAGAUAGACCAAAAUAAAUACCCUCCCCCAGAGGACUGGCUUUUCAAGGAAGCAAGAGAACUCUUCCUGUCUCCGGACAUCACUCCUGCUGAAGAAUUGGAUCUCAAGUGGACAGCACCUGAUGAAGAAGCUCUUGUUUCCUUUAUGUGUACAGAAAAGGGAUUCAAUGAGGACAGGAUGAGGAAUGGAUGCAAGAAAUUGAUUAAAGCAAGAACAGGAGCAACUCAAGGAAGGUUGGAUUCAUUCUUUGCCCCCAAACCUUCUGCUUCACCGGCUGGUGGUAAGAGAAAGUCUGAACCAUUAAAGGGAGCGGCACAGAAGAAGGCCAAGAAAGCUGGAGGAAAAUUUAAAGCAAAAUAGAAGAUCCGAUGAGCAAUCCUUCCUUCUAGUCCAAGUACAUGUACCAGAGAAUUUGGUUUGUCUUAUCUCAACAACCUACCAAGUUCUGACUUGUGAAGAGGACCAUGUUUGAAGUCGACAAGACAUAAUCACAGAGUAAUCUAUGUUCUUUGAAAGCAUGUUUGCAAGGAGUAAUCUGAAGUUGAUGAACAGAUCUUAGGUGCUUGAAAUAUUAAGAUGAAUUCUUGAUGGCCUUAACACUAUUCUGUGGUCAGGGGAGCAUUCCAUAAAACAAAUAAGGCAGUGACUUUCACCGACUAGUGUUAUAAGCUACUGAAAUCAUUUCAUCUGAUUGGCUCAGAGCAAUUUUGUCAUAGAAAAUCACUGUCAGGGUGUUUUAUGAAACACUCCUAGUGUUGAUUUGAUAAAAAAAAUUAACUCCCCUCACCCUGGUAACCAUUAGAAAUAAAUUCUUAUUAACUAUGAUGUAUCUAUCACCUUGAAUCCAGAAGCAUGUAUUGUCAUAUUCUUUUGCAUAUGAUUGCGACUAAGUGGUCCAAAAUGUCCAAUGCUGAUGCACGCUUUUGUCAGUGUUGCCAUGGUUGAGCAUGCUACUUUAUUUAUUCAUGAGUCCACCGUUUAAAACUGUGGACUCGAGAAUGAAAUAGCAUACUGAAAUAUGGCAAGAGGCGUCAAUUUAUCGCACUGACGUCAGCAUUGGACAUUUGUGGUAAAUUAGGCAUAAUUUAUACAGGAAAGCUGCAUAAACCAUGGGUUCAACCGAAGGUUUUCCAAACAACCUUUUUGAUUUCUGGCCAAUGACUUUCUGCUAUGAACAUCUCAAUUCUGUCUAUUAGGAGGUAAGAUUUUGGAUGUGAUCAGCUUACCAAAAACUCUCUGUUUCCCCAGGUUUCCUGUGUUUAGAAUUUUAUUUAAAGUUGCCAAGCAAUAUAAAAAUCACUAAAAAGCAAUAAAUCAGGUUGGUACUAUCAAUUUAAAUUUUUUUGUCACAAUAUUCAGAUGACAUGGGAUAAUUUCAGCUCUUUUGAGACAAUAGGCAUUCCCAAAUUUGGGAAGCAUGGUAAGAGAUUUUACUCAGGUACAGACAGGUAAUUUGCAGCUACUGUAUAUGCUUGAAAAGUCCAAAUUGAAAGUGUUGCAUUAAAACAUACCACUGCAGACAAAUAAAGCAACUAAUCCCAUUUCUGCAAACUAUUUCGAAAUUUGAUUUGUCUUUAUUUAUAACUUAAUAUUUUACAAUAUUGCAUAAAUGUGGUAUACAUGAAUAUAAAAGGUCUAAUUUACACUUUGUUCAGAAUUAUAUUCAGAUAAUAAAUACAAUCAAUCGAACUGUGUUGAACACUGGCAUUGUAGAAGACUCAUUUGAUUGGAUGAAUACUAGAAACAGUCUUAGAUACAAUUAAUUGUACCAAAUUGCAAGUGUUUAUUAUUUUGCUAGUAUUAGCAAAAAUUUGUUUCCGUUCAGAAGACCAUGGAAGGGAAGAAUGCAUUUAUAAUCAUCAGAUAACAAUAACAUCCUGCAAUUGCUGAAUUAUGGAAGUUUCAAAUUUAGUAUGCAUAUUCUGUUCUACUUUGACAAAAAGAAGCAAGUAACAAAAAAUCAAUUUCCUGUAAAUGAGCAGAAUGUGUCUUGUCAUUUACAAACAUGCCAAAUUGUCACUGCAUUGCCAUUAGCAUGGAGGAAAUUUGGCCAGGAAUUAAUCAUCAACAAUAUAUAAAAUGUAGUGUCACUUGCUUGCCUUUUUUAAAGGAGGCCAGUAUUAUUUGUUGCUAUAUUAAACAAUCUUCCAAUUUUGUGUACGAGAAAAUUAAGUCACAUUAUAGAAAUUUUAUGGCAGAGGAGCCAUGAACAUAGUCUUCUGUCCUGUUGAGGAAUUGGCAACAUACUACCGGGGCAGUAUGGUAUCCAAAAGCCUUGUUAAAAUGAACAAUACAAAAAUGUAUGUACACAAUCACCAUGUAGCUGUAAUUAGAAUUGCUUAUACAUGUAUUUUCAAGUAUUUGAAUGGAACUACUUGCACAAGGAUGCACUUUUCCUAUUAAGAGGUACUAAAGAUGGUUCAUUUGAAAGUCAUGAAUUCAAUGUUUUAAACUUAUUUUUGUUUAUUAUGUAAAUAAAUCAAUUUACAAGCA